Didymella exigua CBS 183.55 is the source of this 4417-nucleotide messenger RNA. Its product is annotated as ATPase type 13A2. Gene Ontology annotation, molecular function: ATP binding; ATPase-coupled monoatomic cation transmembrane transporter activity; ATP hydrolysis activity. Lineage: Eukaryota; Fungi; Ascomycota; Dothideomycetes; Pleosporales; Didymellaceae. Gene Ontology annotation, cellular component: membrane. The record is from RefSeq and is a predicted model, not a curated record. The coding region runs from base 294 to 4289 and encodes 1331 amino acids. Gene Ontology annotation, biological process: intracellular calcium ion homeostasis. The transcript has 2 exons.
UCCGCGGCACGCUACCGUAGUCGACCCCUGCACGGGGGAACGUUAGCUUUGCAGCACAUGUCAUGGCUCGUGAAUUAUCUGUGCGGCGAUGCGGCGAUGCGACGAUACUCUCGACAGCACCACCGCGCGCGUGAUCCAGGAUGGCAGCAAAUGGCAGCCCCGAGCGACGGCGCAGGAGCAUGGGCAUGUACCGGCGCGAGUCGAACAUGAGCGAGUGCGUCCAAUGCCGCGCCCAACACCGAGAGAGAGGUGCAUAGACGGCUGGCUAACUCUGCCGCAGCGCGCCCAGCUUCAUGGAAGACGUUGACAUGGCGCACGACGAGAUCUUCGCCGGCCCGGGCAUGAGCGAGAGCGUCCCAACAAGCGUCUCGGCCUUUUCGCACCGCCGCCGGGCACGCGCCGAUAGCAGCGCCAGCCUGACGAGCUUCGCGUACUACGACGAGGAGCAGGACAGCGACCCAGCCGACGAUGACGUCGAGGGCGACGAGGACGGCUCGGAGGAGGCCAUUGUCGACGCGGACGGCGAAGACAUUGAACAUUAUGGCUAUACGACCCGGGACCUCGACGACAUGGACCACGACCGCGACCUCGAGGCCGGCCGGAGCCCGUCCUCCUUCCCCUCCCCCUCCCCCUCCCCCAGCCCGAGUCCCAGCCCGUCGCGGCGCAGGAGCAGCGCCAGCCGCAGCCGCCGCAGUGUCGACCGUCCGCUGCUGCGUCGCCACUCCAGCGCCAGCAGCGCGGGCUCGGGCAGCUGGCGCGGCCGCCGCACCUCCCAGAAGCUCUACAUGGCCACCGAGGACCUGACCAUGGUCGUCGCCGGUUUCCGCACCUCGCCCGCCGGGUUCGCCGUCUACGCGCUGCUCUGCGCCGCCUCGCUCGGCCUCGCCUGGCUGGUGCUGCGCUGGAUGCCGCGCUGGCACGUCGCGCUGACGGGCCGCCCGACGCCGCUCAAGGACGCCGACUGGGUCGUCAUUGAAAACCAGUGGGGCGAGGUCGCCGUGCAGCCCGUCGCCCGCCACGCGUACGGGCGCGCCCUGACGACCGUCUUUGGCGACGCCGAGAAGAAGCGCCGCGGCGACUGGGACGAGGACGAGGACCCGCUGAUGACGCACCUGCACUGCCUCGACUACCGCUACAUCCGCUUUAUCUACCACCCGCUCAAGGACAAGUUCGUCCUGGCCAACACGUGGAAGGACCCGGCCUGGACUGACGUCACCGCCCUGCGCGACGGGCUCGACAAUGAGGAGCGCGACUACCGCGAGCUCGUCUUCGGCACCAACCAGAUCGACAUCGCCGAGAAGACGCUCGCGCAGCUGCUCGUCGACGAGGUCUUCCACCCCUUCUACGUCUUCCAGAUGGCCAGUCUGUUCCUGUGGUCCGUCGACGAGUACUACUAUUACGCCGCCGCCAUCUUCCUCAUCUCCGUCAUCAGCAUCGCCACCACGCUCGUCGAGACCAAGGCCACGAUGAAGCGCCUGCGCGAAGUGGCCAAGUUUGAGUGCGAGAUCCGCGUCCUGCGCAACCGCUUCUGGACGCACGUCGAUUCCAGCGAGCUUGUGCCCGGCGAUGUCUACGAAGUCACCGAUCCCGCCCUCGCGCAGUUCCCAUGCGACAGUCUGCUGCUCUCCGGUGACUGCAUCGUCAACGAGAGCAUGCUGACGGGCGAGUCGAUCCCCGUCUCCAAGAUCCCCGUCACCAACCACGCGCUGGACCUCCUCGACCUCAGCGCUUCCGCCGUGCACCCCGAGAUUGCCCGCCACAUGCUCUUCUCAGGCACCAAGAUCAUCCGCGCUCGCCGCCCGCACGAGGACCACAUUGACGACGAAGCCGCCGCGCUGGCCAUGGUCGUUCGCACUGGCUUCAACACGACCAAGGGCGCCCUGGUGCGCUCCAUGCUCUUCCCCAAGCCGUCUGGCUUCAAGUUCUACCGCGACUCGUUCCGCUACAUCUCCGUCAUGGCCAUGAUUGCCAUGGUCGGCUUCGUUGCUUCCUUUAUCAACUUUGUCCACCUCGGCCUGGCCUGGCAUCUGAUCGUCGUCCGCGCCCUCGACUUGAUCACAAUCGUCGUCCCGCCCGCACUGCCCGCCACCCUCACCAUCGGUACCUCCUUCGCCCUGUCGCGUCUCAAGCAGAAGCAGAUUUUCUGCAUCAGCCCACAACGCGUGAACGUCGGCGGCAAGCUCGACGUGGUCUGCUUCGACAAGACCGGCACCCUCACCGAGGAGGGCCUCGAUGUGUUGGGCGUGCGUGUCGUCGAACGACCGAGGAACAGGUUCAGCGAGAUCCUGGCCGACCCCUACGACAUCCUUCCCGCAUCGCACCACGACCGCGAUCCGACCGUCGAGUACGUCGCCCACAAGACUAUUCUCUACACCAUGGCUACGUGCCACUCGCUGCGCAAGAUCGACGAUGAGCUUGUCGGCGAUCCUCUCGAUGUCAAGAUGUUCGACUUCACUGGCUGGAGCUACGAAGAGGGCGAGGGGUCAGGCAGCAACGACGAAGACCCGGAGCAGAAGCUCUCACCGUCUGUCGCCCGCCCGCCUCCUGGACGCGAAUACGACCUCGACGAUGCCGACGACAGCAGCAACCGCAAGCCUGUGGAGCUCGGCGUGCUGAGGCAGUUUGAGUUUGUCUCUCAACUCCGCCGAGCAAGCGUCAUUGUGCGCCGCUUCGGCUCCAAGAGCGGCGACAUCUACGUCAAGGGCGCGCCGGAGGUCAUGAAGGAGAUUUGCCAUCCAGACAGCUUUCCCACCGACUACGACGAGCUGCUGGCUUUUUACACGCACCGCGGAUUCCGUGUCAUCGCGUGCGCAGCCAAGUCCAUCCCCAAGCUCAACUGGGUCAAGGUGCAGAAGAUGAAGCGCGAAGAGGCAGAGAGCAAUCUCGACUUCAUCGGCUUCAUCGUCUUUGAGAACAAGCUCAAGGACAGCACGGCGCCCGUCAUCGAGGAGUUGGAGCGCGCAAACAUCCGCAAAGUCAUGUGCACGGGCGACAACAUCCUGACCGCCAUCAGCGUCGCGCGUGAAUGCGGGCUCAUCAACAAGACGGCGCACUGCUUCGUCCCGCAUUUCGCAGAGGGCGACAGUCGCAACCCCCUGUCCAAGUUGAGCUGGGAAUCCGUCGAUGACGCCGUCUUCAAGCUCGACGAGAACAGCCUCAAACCUCUCCCGCCGCCGCCCGAAGCAGACGUCUCGCUCCCGUACGACGUGUCGAAUCUGAGGAACUACUCGCUGGCUGUAUCCGGCGACGUGUUCCGCUGGAUCGUCGACUUCGCCUCCGAAGCCGUGCUGCGCGAGAUGCUCGUCGCAGGCCAAGUCUUUGCGCGCAUGUCGCCGGACGAAAAACACGAACUCGUCGAGAAACUGCAGUCCAUCGACUACUGCGUGGGCUUCUGCGGCGACGGCGCAAACGACUGCGGUGCCCUCAAGGCCGCAGACGUUGGCAUCUCGCUGUCCGAGGCAGAAGCCAGCGUCGCCGCGCCCUUUACAUCUCGCCAAUUCGACAUCAGCUGCGUCCCGCAGGUCAUCAAGGAAGGCCGCGCCGCGCUCGUCACGAGCUUCAGCUGCUUCAAGUACAUGUCGCUGUACUCGGCGAUCCAGUUCUGCUCCGUCUCGUUCCUGUACGCCAGCGCCAGCAACCUCGGAGACUUCCAGUUCCUCUUCAUCGAUCUCGCGCUCAUUCUGCCCAUUGCAAUCUUCAUGGGCUGGUCCGCCGCAUACCCCAUUUUAUCGCGCAAACGCCCGACCGCCAACCUCGUCAGCCGCAAAGUCCUCACCCCGCUGCUCGGCCAGAUGGUGCUGUGCAUCCUCACCCAGUACCUCGCGUUCCACUUCGUGCAGCAGCAGCCCUGGUACGCGCCGCCCGUCCUCGACCCGGAGCACUCCAACUCGCUCAACUCGCAGAACACGGCGCUCUUCCUCGUCAGCUGCUUCCAGUACAUCCUCUCCGCCAUGGUGCUCAGCAUCGGCCGUCCGUACCGCGAGCCCAUGAGCCGCAACACGCCCUUCAUCACGACCAUCUUCCUCGCGCUCGCGCUGAGCACGUACAUGCUCUUCGACCCCGCGGACUGGGUCAUGGACGCCAUGGAGCUGACGCCCAUGGAUGUCCCGUUCAAGGCCUUCCUGCUCGUGCUGGGCGUGGGCAAUUUCGCCGUCGCCUAUCUCGCGGAGCAUUUCUUGUUCCCCGGGCUCGCAAAGUGGAUCGGCGUUGCCAAGGUCAAGGUUGGCGGGCGCAAGUGGGCGAAGAAACGAAAGGAGUACAAGGUCAUCCAGCAGAGCAUGAUGAUGUAGCCGAACAGAGCGGAGCGAGGCUUGUGCCGGUUCUACUGUACGUUGAGUGGUAAGCCGGACCAGACGUUCCAGACGAGGACGUACACAGCUGCGACCAACACGACUCGACACGUCCCUCCACACCCCAC